ACCGCAUCGACGCAGCAAUGCAGCCCACCGGCGUUUCUUACAUACCUCAGCUAUCUCAGAGAUACGAUGUCACAUCAUACCAGUGAUUUCAGUCACCCUCCUCCAGCGUACCAGCCUCAUGCUUCAAUGCCACAAACAUCCCAACACGACCAUACUCACUGCACUCCGCAAGGGCACACACAUGGUCAUGAUUGCCACAGGCAUCAUGUAAAUUGCCAGUCCCCGAUGCACAUUGUAGUACCAAUGAUUCCCGAUUCUAGGACCGUAAUUCAUUCAAGGCAUGAUGUGCAGCGCACGAAAUAAGGAUGCAGCUACUGAUACCUAUCUUUAGGUACAACGAAGUUGAUCCUCUCCUUCCAACAGGAAGACGACGGAACAAUGACCCAGGAUGUUGCUUCUUUACAAUUCUUGGAGCCGUAAUCAUUUUUGGAGUGUUUGCCAUCGUUUUCUUCUCAUUCGCUCCCCUCAAUGAGUUUGCUUGGACCAAUAUCGAAUCUCAUUCCUGCACCACUUAUGCAACAAAGGAGUACGUAGCAGAGCUCAACGCGUCUCGUUGGAGCCGUCAUAGGAUGGAAAUCUGCAAAGCUACUCCGAUGUUUGUUCAUGGCCGGCCUCACUGGCCUUCCAGAUGCGAAGAUCGUUCAGGCACGGUGAUUGGACAUUUUGCCAUCAAUCAUGACGAACCCGACUGCGUCACCUACUGGAGUGGAUAUAAAGACAUGGGCUGUUCCGCUAGAGGCUCGAAGAAGAGACACAUCGAGCAACGUCUCGAGAACUUGCCGUUCCUAGCAGACUAUAAGGAGUUUUGUGCAACAACCCCUACUCGUUUCCUAGACCGGGAAUUCACUGGCGCAAACUCGUGCGUGAAUACUAUUUGGGGUGUCUACGGACAAUGGUUCAUCGACGACCAUACUUGUUGAAGCAAGCGUCGAGUAUCGUUUCUCGUACCCAACAACUUUAUCUCUAUUUCUUAUCUCGAUAUAUUCAUGUACUAUUUACUAAUACAAACUAUGCUUUAAGUACUUUCA
Suillus fuscotomentosus is the source of this 1028-nucleotide messenger RNA. RefSeq lists its product as uncharacterized. The transcript has 7 exons. The coding region runs from base 306 to 920 and encodes 204 amino acids. The record is from RefSeq and is a predicted model, not a curated record. Lineage: Eukaryota; Fungi; Basidiomycota; Agaricomycetes; Boletales; Suillaceae.